AUCGAACAUGGCUGUUUUUGAAUGGCUGGUAAAAUUGUUCACACGUGCUCAGGUUCCUGGAAUAAACUUCAAAGCAGGAAAGGAAUUUUUGAACACUUGUCAUGCUUCAACAAAUCUAAAGCUUCGAGUUUUGGUCAACUCCACGAACAACAGAAUUGAAAAAUAUGACAAUAUUUGGAGCAAGUGUGUGCUCUGUUUUGGAGUUUGUUUUGGAGGAUUCCAGCUUUUUGAUUGGGUAAAAACUAAAAACUUUCGAAUAAAUUGCACCAGUUUUAUGGUACAUGCAAAGACCAAAAACUUAAAAUCAAAGCAGUUUAAUUUUGUUGCUGAUGUUGUUGAGAUAAUUGCCCCAGCUGUGGUACAUAUUGAAGGUCACGGUCGCCAUGAUGGGUUCCUAGGUCGCAUGAUAUCUUCAUCAUCAGGAUCAGGGUUUUUGGUAUCCGAGGAAGGUCUGGUACUUACCAAUGCACAUGUUGUACAGAAUAUGAAAAAUGUUACAGUAACCCUUGCAGAUGGUUCAUCCCUUGUUGGUGAUAUUGUGAGUCUCGAUCCUGCAACCGAUCUGGCAGUCGUACAGUUACGAAAUCCAAAACAGAGAAAGUUUGAGACAAUAAAACUUGGUGAUUCGUCAGUGAUCCGACCGGGUGAAUUUGUUGUGGCAAUGGGUAGCCCGCUACGUCUGAGCAAUACUGUAACAUCUGGUAUCGUCAGUACGGUCCAUCGCGCAGCUGGUGACCUGAGUCAUCGUUUACCUCAUGUUGAGUAUAUUCAGACAGAUGCAGCUAUCAAUGUUGGAAAUUCAGGCGGACCUCUUGUCAACUUGGAUGGUGAAGUGAUUGGCAUUAACUCAAUGACAGUAAAAGAUGCUGUUGGAAUUUCAUUUGCAAUUCCUGUCAACAUUGUAAAGGAGUUUCUUGAAUCAACCAAGCAAAAGAAACCAAAACUUGGCAAAGGUUAUAUUGGCAUUCACAUGCUAACACUUACACCUGGAAUUAUUGAUGAAUUACUGGGUAGACUCUCUGGUUUUCCAAAUGUCAAAAGUGGGGUGUUCAUACCAGAGGUCAUCUACGACUCGCCGUCACACAGAGCUGGUAUUUACCCUGGAGAUAUCAUAACAAGCAUUAAUGGAACAAAGGUGACUAGUUCUCAACAAGUCUACGACUUUGUUGCAAAGGGAGAUUUAUUGACAAUUGAGAUUUUACGAGGGCUCAAACGACUAAGGGUGGUUGUACAACCAGAAACUGUACUGUGAAGGAAUUGAAAAUGUAUAAUUUCUCGAACAAGCUUAUUUAUUUCAAUAUUUAACAUGUAAUAAACUAGGCUAGUCCUCUAAAUAAGCAACACAAAGUUUAUUAGUUUUUAACAGCAG
Dendronephthya gigantea is the source of this 1369-nucleotide messenger RNA. RefSeq names its product serine protease HTRA2, mitochondrial-like. Bases 8 to 1252 code for a protein of 414 amino acids. Lineage: Eukaryota; Metazoa; Cnidaria; Anthozoa; Malacalcyonacea; Nephtheidae. Gene Ontology annotation, biological process: programmed cell death; proteolysis; positive regulation of apoptotic process. Gene Ontology annotation, molecular function: protein binding; serine-type endopeptidase activity. The transcript has 5 exons. The record is from RefSeq and is a predicted model, not a curated record.